AUGCCGGGCUGGAGACCGUUGCCGCGAAUCGCCUUCGCCAUCUGCAUAUACCCCUUCCAGCCCUCGUCGCCGGCCGACCUGCCCCUCGAAAUUGGCGAUGAACUGUACAUAAUCGAACAGGGCGGCAGGGACGGUUCCUGGUAUAGGGGAUACCUCGUCGCCCCGCCGUCGCUGCUGGCCGGACUCACCAGCGUCAAGGGCCAGACGCUCGAGGCGCGCGUCUUCUCUGGCAUCUUCCCCCGCUGCUGCGUUGAGGUGCGCGAGGUUCUCGGCGACGGCAAGACGAGCAGGUCGCCAGUCACGGACCAGGCCGAUAAAGUGCUGCAAGAAGGAACCCAGAACCACGCCGAGAAUGCCACCACGACGAACGGCGUCAUCACGCCCACGGAGAGCGCCAACGGCAAACCCCCCGCCGCGAGGAGAGCCUCAAAGACCGAACACAUAUCAGCGCUGCCGUCGUCCGCGUCACGCCCGCUGUCACGCCGCAGGUCUACUCGAAAACGCACAGCAAGCCAGGGCUCGCAAUGGACAGCGCGCUCCGAGCACCUCCAGCAGCUCGCGCUGCCACUAUCACCCAUAUCCGUCUCCUCUCGCGACCCCAUGGCGCCACGGCCACCUGCACCGGUGCCGAUGCUAAAGAUCGGAGACGAGACGCCGACGUCCGCGCAGGAGCCAUUGGUCGACGAGAUCGCGUCGUGCCUGCGCGAAUGGCACUCCACGAAGCUGCACGAGCUGAUGCUGGUGCGCAAGUACAAGGACCUGGACAGGAUGUCGGGUCUGGUGCAGCGACUGGACGCCGCGCGACGCCAGCUGUUGCACAAGGUGCUGACGGCUCGAGAGUUGGAAAAAGUGCGGGAGACCACCGUCUGGGACCUGGUUGCCGGGAACAAGAUGCUCUGCGGGGACGUCAUCGUGCGGAGCCCGUCGCAGCGCGGUCGCGUGUUGACGGGCGACGACUCGGCGAUUGAGAUCACGAAAUUGCAGUCUAUGAUGAGUCUGCUGGACACAAGGCCUGUUCCUAACAUUGAUGAGCAUAAUCUGCAUCAUUUGUUCGUCAAUCUCAAGCAGGUCGUUGGAGACGUGACUGCGGGGGCUGUCCAGAUCAGCAUGCAUCUGUGCAGUAAGACACCUGGGUCUGCCCCUGUGCCGCUUUCAGAAGCGUAUUCUUUCGAUCUCACGGCAAGGGAUGGGUCGCCGAUUCCAUUGAGCGGGGAGAAAUUCAAAUCACUCUUCGUAGACCUGAGCUCGACCGAUAUUGGAGAAGGGUCCGGCUCAGGAUCGAGUUUAUAUCUCGUUUUCAAGUUGCUGUCCAGCGAGGCGAUUCGAAGCGCGCCGGGCAAGGAAGGACAGCCCGGCGCUCCGCGGGAGAGCACGUCGAGCAACCCGCCCACAUUCCAGCCGUCGCAAUUCGGCAGCAUCAAGGGCAGGCGGAGCGUCAUGUUUGGGUCCAAGCGGAAGGAAUCUCCCAACACCACUUUCAGCUCCACCGACACGCGACCUGAUAGCAAAGAAGCGAAUCACAAGAAUAGCAUCGAUGGACGGCCCGAGUCGGCGGCGAGAGCGAGGGCUUCGUCGCGCGACACCAAGUCCCUGAAGCGAGCUGCCGCCGUGGGCGUGCUCCGCGUGGAUGUGUUAAUGCGUGCGCAAUCGGAAGCAGAUCAGAACAUCACUCUCUGGUCUGCGCCUACGCCGCUUGAUGAGAGCGCGGAGGAUGAUCGAGAUUGGGACGAUAUACUGACGGAGAUAUACCCGAAUGCCCAGGGGACAUACAGAAAGCAUCCUAACGUCAGUCGCAUUACCAUCCACGUGAAAGCAUUCGCACACCCCGACGCCGAAAGCCUGGUCGAGAAGACGCCGACCCUACUGCACAGCAUCAAGCAGACCCGCAAGAUCGGGUUCUCAGGCGCCCCCACGAAACCCAGGAGCGACAUCUACCUCACGCUCGUGGAACCAUUCCUUCCCCGGAACUCAUUCCUCGCCCACCCCAAGACGGGCACGGUCCCACUGGCCCAGACCACACCAAUGGGCAACCUCCAACUGACGAUCGAAGUGCGCAAGUCGUCCGGGGAGCGCAUCGAGAACUGCGUGUAUCCGUCGAGCAACAGCGCAGGCCACACGGCGUGGCGGACGACGGCGAUCGAGCGCGGCGAGGGCUGGAACAUGACGAUCCGACUCGCGAUCGAGCCCGAGGAUGUUCCAGGGUCGCACAUCGUUAUGAGCGUUGCUGACGCCCCUGGAUUUCCCUUCGCACUGUGCUGGAUGCCCCUCUGGGACAAGGACGCCUUCACGAGAGACGGCGAGCAUUCGUUGUCGUUGUAUAGGUACGACGAGUAUACGUCGAGCAUGAUUGCCGGGAAGGGCGCGUACUUGGGUCUCCCGUGGAGUGCGAGGAAGAAGGAUGAACAGGUCAUGGGUCCGAUGGCCGCGCUGCAUCUUCGGACGUAUCUGUGCAGCACGAAGUACUCGCAAGACCCUAUCUUACUAGGUCUGUUGAAAUGGAAAGAACAGGCUGGUGGCGAACUCGUCAGUCUUCUCAAGCGGUUCCACUUCGUGCCGGAGAUCGAGGUGGUCAAGUUGUUGAACGAGGUCUUCGAUGCACUGUUUGAGAUCCUCGUUGAGUAUGCUGGCAGCGAUGAGUACGAGGAUUUGGUGUUCAAGGCGUUGGUUGCGGUGCUCGGUAUCGUACAUGAUAGACGGUUCAAUCUCAGUCCGCUGGUGGAUCAAUAUGCCAAGUCGAGGUUCUCAUAUCCGUUUGCUACGUCCUGCCUUGUUCGCAGCUACACAAGGUUACUUGCCAAUCCGGCCGAUCCAGCGAGCUCGCGAAGUCUAAGGUCGACGUUCAAAGUCGGACGGCACGUGUUCAAGUUCAUAAUGAACGCCCGACAGCAGCAGAAGGAGAAGGAAGCCGGAAUCGGCAUCACAGGCCGCCAGUCAACAUUCACAAAAGACAUCAACACCAUCUUCCAGUCCCUCGAAGUGCUGAUGCGCAAUUCGUCCCCCGUGCUGAUCGGCACCAAGACGAUCCUCGUGCAGAACUUCCACACGUGGCUGCCCGAGCUUUCGCCCUCGAUGACCCCGGUGGAGAUCUUCAAGCUCGCGUCCAACUUCAUCGAGUCAUGCGGCACGGCUCAGGGGAAGCUUAUCCUCUACAAGCUCCUGCUGAUCCACCACAUCACCGGGCUGGAGGUUUUCAAGGCGCCGGAUACUCGACGAGAACUUUUGACCAGCACUGUCAAGUGGCUUGCUCCUCACUGGGGCAAGAUCGAUGUCAUCACGGAGCAAUGGAAGGAUCAGGUCGAGGAAUUGGGCCAGGAAGCUUGCGAAUACAUCCCCAAGCUCGUGGAUUCGUACAGAGCUAUUCAAGCUACCGGACGGCAGGCUAAGAAAUCGUUGUCGCUUCUCUUCCCUACAUCGUUUCCCUUUCCGUCGCGGCCGACUACAACUCAAGCUACAUUCGACGAAGCAUUGAUCGAAUUGUCGGCCGUCCUGGCGGCAAUGUCCAGUCUUCCAACUAUAAUACACCUCGACUGGCCGAAGGCAGAUAUCGCCAAUUUCCUGUUCUCCGCAUUGCAGGUCUACAUAUCGAUUCUCGACGGCGAGGCAUUCCCAUCGUCAUGGCUGAGCGUCCACAUCUUCCACCACAAAGCCACCAUGCGGACGCUGGAGAAGUUCGCAGGCAUCCUCACGGAUUCCUUCCUCCCUCACGCAGACGAAGCGGACCAAUUCAACACCGAACUCUGGCGAGCCUUCUUCGACGCGCUGCUCAAACUCGUCGGCAGCGACGCCCUCGCCCUGGAGACGUUCCCGGAGCAGAAGCGCCGCGCGGUAUGGAAGAUUGCGGGCGACGUGCGGGAACACGGCGCGGACUUGCUGCAACGCAGCUGGGAGGCCAUUGGCUGGGAGACGACGCCCGAAGACAAGAAGCAGUACGGGCUGGAGAAGAUGGGCGGGUUCCAGGUCCAAUACGUGCCGAGUCUCGUUGCGCCGAUCGUGGAGUUGUGUCUGAGUGUGCACGAGGGUCUGCGGAGCGUCGCGAUCGAGGUGCUGCAGACGAUGAUUGUGAGCGAGUGGACGUUGAGCGAGGACCUAGCGCUCAUCCAGGCGGAGAUGAUUGAUUGUUUGGAUCAGUUGUUCAAGACGAAGCCGCUGACCGAGGUCGUGCUGCAGAAGCAUUUCAUACAGGAGCUUGUGGGGAUUUUCGAGCCACUGGCGCAGGACCCCGAGGAUCCGCUGUUCGUGGCUGUUAAGAAUCUGAUUACUACGAUUGACGAGCUGCUGGACCUUCUCGUUGCUGUGCAUAGCACCGAAGCGACGGGUGAAGUGUUCCGCAUCAUGGAUACGCUUCAUCUCAUGGAGUUCCUGAAGGACAUGCAGAAGGAGGACAUUUACAUCCGAUACGUUCACCAGCUCGUGCGACUGCAGGCCGACGCACAGAACUUCACAGAGGCCGGCCUGGCGCUUCGACUCCACGCCGAGCUUUACGAAUGGGAUCCCGUCACGACGGUCGAACCUCUCAUCGACCCCGCCUUCCCCUCACAAUCGUCGUUCGAGCGCAAGGAACGGCUCUAUUUCGAAAUGAUCAGCCACUACGAGAACGGCCAGUCCUGGGACAACGCACUCGGCACGUACAUGGAGCUCGCGACGCAGUACGAACACAACGUCUUCGACUUUUCCAAGCUGGCCCGCACGCAGCACGCCAUGGCUACGAUUUACGAAAGCAUCGCGAAGGGCGACAGGCCUAAUUCUCGGUACUUCCGGGUCAUCUACAAGGGCCUCGGGUUCCCGGUGGGACUGAGGGAUAAGCAGUUUAUCUUUGAGGGAUCGCCGAAUGAUCGCCUGGCUACGUUCACGGAUCGCAUGCAGCAGCAGCAUCCCGCAGCGCAGAUAUUGAACGCGGGAGCUGAGGGCGAUGUCGAAGGGCAGUAUUUGCAGAUCUUCCCCGUCAGCCCGCAGAAAGAUCUUACGCAUCCUAUAUACCAACGUGCGAAGGUCGCACAGUCCAUUCGUGACUACUAUCUCCUUUCCAGGCCGACGCAGUUCACCACGACGUCCCGCCGCACGACGAGCAACGCUCCCGCGGGCGUGGGAGCAGAGAAGACAGUCUACACGACGGCAGAAGCAUUCCCAACGAUCCUCCGUAGAAGCGAGAUCGUAGCCGUCGGGACCAUAACGCUAACGCCGCUGCAAACCGCGAUCGAGCGGACAGCCCGCAAGACGGCGGAGAUGGCGGCGAUUGAAAAGAGGGUGCAGGAGGGCGACGACGCGGCGAUCACGACGCUCACGACGGAAAUCAUGUUCGCGGUCGACAACACGUCCGACACGUCCGUCGUCAACUACCACGACCUCCUGCCCAGAGUGACGUCUCCGACACCGCAAUCACGUCCGGCACGGCAAGACAAAAAGAGGCUUAGUCUCGCGUUCUUCAAAGGCGGGUCAACAUCCGAAGUCAAUUCUCAGUCAGAGCGCCGCGCAGCCGACAAGCCGUACAUCGACCCGCACGACCUCCUCGACGCGGAAUCCGUAACCAGCGCCUCCCGCCGAAGCAUUAGCAAAGACCGGAGCACGACGACAGCCACUUCCCGCAGCAAAGACGGCAGCACCUCGCACCAGCACAACCGCUCCACCAACCGCCUCUCCCUCUCCCUCCUCUCCUCCAACUCGCCCACGCCCGAAGCCCUGCCCCAAACCUUCCCCCUCCCACCUCCCGUCCCGUCCUCCGGCGGCCACGGCCACUCCCAAAACAGCCUCAGCCUCAGCCAAACCAUCAGCAAAGUCACCAGCCGCACCAGCCGCUCCGCAAGCCAAUCCCGCGGCCAGAGCACCGAGCGCAGCCGCGCGGCAUCCACGUCGCGGCCCCCGACCUCCAAGAGCGGGAAGAGCAAGCGCAGCGAGAGCGUCGACCCGCACUCUGACACGAAGAGUGGCCAUCGCGAGGGCAACACGAGCAAAGUCACAAGCAAAGCAGAGAAGAUGGGAAGUUCGGUCCGCAAGCGCUUCAGCAUCUUGAACAUCGGCGGGGGCGGGUCCUCGUCGAGCAGUUCGUCGGGCAAGAAGGGGUCGAAGUCGGGGGGCAGCGUGAGGGGGAGGAAGGCGGUUGAUACCCUGACGGAGGAAUGA
Messenger RNA from Aaosphaeria arxii CBS 175.79, 6117 nucleotides. RefSeq lists its product as uncharacterized. The transcript is spliced from 3 exons. Gene Ontology annotation, biological process: small GTPase-mediated signal transduction. The coding region runs from base 1 to 6117 and encodes 2038 amino acids. Gene Ontology annotation, molecular function: small GTPase binding; guanyl-nucleotide exchange factor activity. Gene Ontology annotation, cellular component: cytoplasm; plasma membrane. The record is from RefSeq and is a predicted model, not a curated record. NCBI's taxonomy places the organism in Eukaryota, Fungi, Ascomycota, Dothideomycetes, Pleosporales.